UUACGUCAUUUCCUGGUGAAGCGGAGCUGCUUUUCCCGAGGUCGUUUAUUGACAAGACGAGGGAAGGUGACUUCGGGAGGACUUUUUCCCCAACCUGAACCCCUCCAGGACGGGGUUUUAAGAAGUUAACGACUAUGUCUUCCUUUGGAAGAGCGUUAGGAGUCCUGCGGACCGGAAGUCGGCUGCUCAGGAGGAAUCCAGGAAGGAUAACCAGCAGAAAGGCCAGCGGCGGACCCCACAUUGAGCCGCAGUACAGACAGUACCCCCAGCUGACCAAGAAACAGAAGAUAGAGUCUGAGCUCAUCAGUGGAGUCAUGUGGUUCUGGAUCCUCUGGCACUGCUGGCAUGAUCCAGAUGCAGUUCUGGGUCACUUCCCCUGGCCCAAUGCUUCUGAAUGGACCGAUGAGGAACUCGGCAUCCCACCAGAUGAUGAGGAAUAAGGUG
Cyprinodon variegatus (sheepshead minnow) is the source of this 444-nucleotide messenger RNA. RefSeq names its product NADH:ubiquinone oxidoreductase subunit B2 (gene ndufb2). NCBI's taxonomy places the organism in Eukaryota, Metazoa, Chordata, Actinopteri, Cyprinodontiformes, Cyprinodontidae. The coding region runs from base 135 to 440 and encodes 101 amino acids. The record is from RefSeq and is a predicted model, not a curated record. The transcript has 3 exons. Gene Ontology annotation, cellular component: mitochondrial inner membrane.